GAUCUUUUUUCUCUCCUUCUUCGAUCUCAUCUUUAGAAAUCGCUGCUCGAGAGCUCCGAGAUCCAGGAUUCUGCCUCUCAGGAUCCUGUUCUUCAAUUCCUCAGUCAGUAUGUUGAGGGAUCUGAAUAUAUUCCGGAGAAAUUCCGGAAAGGGGUCGAAGGGUGAGGAGGAGAACAUUCCGGUGGAUUCAACGGAUUUGGCUUCGGUUCAGCUAGAUCCGGACAUUUCUAGGGUUCCAUUUCAUGCUAUUCAAGAAGCUGUGCAAAACCCUAAUACUGGGAUAGAUCAAGAAGCGAUCUUGAGGAGAAAGGUGGAGAGAACUCCUUCAAAGAACCAUGGGAGGAGUAAUGUGUAUGAUAGGUAUCCGCCGUUUCGCACGCCGGAGAAACUGGCGGCAGCUAGGAGUAGGUUUGGGUGGGUUCCGAAAGGGGAGAAUGGUGAUGAUUCUGGUCACCAGGUGCAGAUGGGUCGUGGAGGUGGUUAUGGGAUUACUACUCCACGUGCUUAUCGGACUGCUGGGAAGGCGUCAUCGGUUCAUUCUGAUACUAGUUCUACUCAGAGCACGCCUACAAAGAGUGUUUCUAAGCCUGCGUACCCUGGCAGUGCUCGGCCUCCUCUCAGUGCUGGGCCUCGGUGCAUGAACUUUUCAGCUGGAUCAAAGGGGUUCCCAGUGCCAUGUGCACCGCCAGUGAUUUACAAUGCAAUUGAAGUGCCUCAUUUCGAGCUUAAAGAAGAUCCUGCUUUUUGGAUGGAGCACAAUGUACAGGUUGUCAUUCGUGUUCGACCUCUGAAUAGCACGGAGAAGAAUUUGCAGGGUUAUAAUAGAUGCGUGAGGCAGGAUACUGCACAAAGUAUUGUUUGGAUCGGCCAGCCAGAAGCCAGGUUCACAUUUGACCAUGUUGCAUGUGAGACUGUCAGUCAGGAAGUGCUUUUUCGUGUGGCUGGUUUGCCAAUGAUCGAGAAUUGUAUGUCUGGGUACAAUAGUUGUGUGUUUGCUUAUGGCCAGACAGGAAGUGGUAAAACAUACACAAUGCUCGGGGAAAUUGAUGAUUUGGAAAUUAGGCCCAGUUCUGAUCGCGGGAUGACACCUCGUAUCUUUGAAUUCUUGUUUGCAAGAAUCAAAGCGGAGGAGGAGAGUAGGAGAGAUGAGAAACUAAAGUACAACUGUAAAUGUUCUUUUUUAGAAAUUUACAAUGAACAAAUCACAGAUCUUCUUGAUCCCUUAUCCACUAAUUUGCUUCUGCGCGAAGAUUUGCGGAAAGGUGUUUAUGUUGAAAAUCUUACUGAAUUUGAAGUUGAGUCUGUCAGUGACAUUCUUAAGCUCCUCAUCCAGGGAGCUGCAAAUCGGAAAGUGGCUGCAACAAACAUGAACCGGGAGAGCAGCCGCUCUCAUAGUGUAUUUACGUGUGUUAUAGAGAGCCGAUGGGAGAAAGAUUCAACCACUAAUCUACGGUUUGCAAGGCUAAAUCUUGUGGAUUUAGCUGGGUCUGAGAGGCAAAAAGCGUCAGGAGCUGAAGGCGAGAGACUAAAGGAAGCUGCAAAUAUUAAUAAAUCCUUAUCCACACUUGGGCAUGUGAUAAUGAUUCUAGCUGAUGUAGCACACGGGAGACAGCGGCAUGUUCCUUACAGGGAUUCAAGACUAACAUUUCUUUUACAAGACUCACUUGGGGGAAAUUCAAAGACAAUGAUCAUUGCAAAUGUUAGCCCUUCAAUUUGCUGUGCAAAUGAAACGCUCAGUACACUCAAGUUUGCCCAGCGUGCAAGGCUCAUUCAAAACAAUGCUGUUGUCAAUGAAGAUGCGUCAGGAGACAUACUCUCCUUACAACAUCAAAUACGCUUGUUGAAGGAGGAGCUUGCUGUCUACAAGCGUCAGACUGUGUCAAGAUCCCUUUCAUUUGGUACCAUCACCUUUGAUGAUUCAGAGGGCAAUGGAUGUGUUACUCCUAUGGAGAAAAUGCAUCCACAGAAGCAAGCAAGUGUUGAUGGUUUAUGUGAUUGUGAAUCUAUGCCUAGCGUAAGAGUUUCCACUAAGCAGUUGAGAUCAUUGGAAGCAACAUUGACUGGUGCCCUGCGACGAGAGAAAAUGGCAGAUACCACUAUCAAGCAGCUUGAAGCUGAAAUUGAACAGUUGAAUCGCCUGGUUCGUCAACGAGAAGAGGACACACGUUCUUCAAAAAUGAUGCUUAAGUUUCGGGAAGAUAAAGUUCAUAGAAUGGAAUCUCUAGUUGGGGGUUUAUUGCCAAUUGACUCAUAUUUAGUGCAAGAGAAUAAUGCUCUGUCUGAAGAGAUAAAGCUACUUCAAACUAAGGUUGAUAGGAACCCGGAAGUCACUCGUUUUGCUUUGGAAAACAUCAGGCUCUUGGACCAACUCCGAAGGUUCCAGGAAUUCUAUGAAGAAGGGGAGAGGGGUCUUCUGCUUAAUGAAGUAUCUGAGUUGCGAAACCAGCUUCUACAAAUCCUUGAUGGAAAGUGUGAACUGGAUCCGUGUCCCAAGCACAGUAGUGGAACUCAAGAGGCUGCUCAUUGUGAAUUUUCUGAUUCAGCCAGUGAUAAUCACUCCCUUAGUAUGGAGUUGGAGAAGACUUUCCAUGAGUUGGAUGUGUGCAAGAAUGACCUAAAGUGUUGCUUGGAAAUCAAUUCAAAACUUACCAGAGAGAUAAAUGAUCUGCAAACUGAAUUGAGUCAGCUGAAAUCUUCAAUUCAUGAUGAGAAAAACAAUUCUGAUUCUGAUAGCGUGGAAAUGUGCUUGGGCUCUCCAGAGGCAAUUUUCCAAAUUAAGCCAAAGAAGGAAGAAUCUAUACUUGAAGACCAAAUGAAGCAUGCUGAGGAGGUACUGAACUUGCAAUUGGAAUUGGAUAUAUUGAAGGAAAUCCUUAAAGAGGAAAAAUCAUCUCGGUUUGAGGUUGAGGAAAGGGUCAUUCAUGCAAACAAUGAGCUUAAAAUGGCCAAUGAUAGAGUUGUCCAGAUUUGCAGGUACCAUGAUGACACGAACAAUGAGCUUGAAAAUGCCAGAUCUAUCAUUGAUGCACUUGAAUCUCAACACAUUAUGGCAAUAAAUGAUCUAGACAAACUAAGGGAGGAAAAUUACCAAUAUGUAGAUCGCCUUAAUAAACAAGAGCAGGAGAUAUCUGUUUUGAGAAAGAAGGUUCUUUUAAACAUUGAAGGGGAAGAAAAAUCGUCCUUGACUCUGGCAGAGCAAUGUAACCGUCCUUCGAGGAAAUCUGAAAGUGAGAGUUCUCCCUUGCAGACAAAGCUAAAAAGAAUGCAAUGCUCCCUUGAAAAGGCAAGGAUUUUGAACAUUAAGUACCAAACUGACCAAGCGUCGCAGACUAUCCAUGAACGAGAAAUGGAUGAGAUUUGUAGGCAGGUUGAGGCUGAGACGGCUGAGGUGAUUGUGUGCAUGCAGGAAGAGCUCAUAUCUCUUCAGCAGCAGGUUGAUGACAGUAUCAGGGAUAAAUUGCUUGCUGAACAAAGCCUGGUAGCACUUCAAAAUGAGAUGAAAAAGCUAAAUGAAAGGUUAAUUGAUGUCACAAAUGAUAAUCAGAAGCUAUGUGAAUUUGUCAAAGAGAAAGACGAAGAUCUGAGGUCAAUGAUAGAAGAUCGGGAAAGAUUAGCUUUUGAGAUUGCAGAAGUUCUUGGUGAUGGAAAUGCAGCACUCGAAGAAGCUGCUGACCAGGCUUGUUCAAUCAGCUGUAUUCUUCUCAAUCGAAGUUGGGCUGGUGAGCAAUUUGAGAGGAUGAUUAGAAGUAUUUAUGAAAAGGAUGAGUUGAUUUAUGAUCUGCAGAAUCGAUUGGAGGAUGCACAGAAUGUAAUGUGUGAUAUGGAAUGGAAAUUGAGGUCUUUGAGAGGAGCAACACUGGCUAUAACCGAGACACAACAGCAGGAAACUGUUGACAGAGAAAGGGAAUUUCUUUGUUUGUCAUCACAGUUAUCUGAAAGAACUUCAUGUGUAUCUGAACUCGAAGACAAGAUCAAACUUGGUGAAGACCGAAUCAGGAAAGCUGAGCUUUGUGCUAAAGUUGCUUUCAUGACUGUAAGCAGUUUAUCUGAGAAAGUUAAUAACCAUGUUCUGGAGCUGGAACAUGUACAAUUCCUGCUUAAUCAGACAAAGGAAAUGCUCUCUCAAAAGGAUUUGCUCCUACAGAGUCUAAUGGUUUCACAUGCUGAUGCUGAGCAGCAAAUUCAAGAUCUCAAAUAUCAAUUAGAGCAGUCUCAGAUGGAAGCUGAUGUUGUUAGACCAGUACUUGGAUUCAUUCAGGAGCCUGAGCAAAGGCAAGAUUUUGAACUGCAGAUGAAAAAUGAGGAAGAGUUUGUUCUAUCUAAUAUUGCAAAAGAUCUUAGGAAGGCACGAAUAAAACUGAAUGAGUUCAAGACAAGAGCAAAUCCGGCACACUCUAAUGAAUAUGUUGAGCAGGCGAAAGAUGCUGCACAAGUAUAUUGUCCUGGAAAUUUUACUGUGGAAAAUGAUAGCAAUGACGCAGAGGACAGGGGUGAGCUCCGAUCAAUUGAUUUUGGUCUAGAGCAGCACAUCAUUAAAAGUGUACCUGACAGUGAGAUGCGUCCAUUGUUGAAGGAUUCAAAUGUUAGCUUAAGUGGUUGCUUGAUGGAAAGCAUCCAUGAUAGAGAAGUUACCAUAGUCCUACUGAGGAAGGAAAUAGAGUCUGCUCUUGAUAGCCUGGAGGGAGUGCAAGCACAAAUGGUUAAACUUCUCUAUGAGAAGGAGGAGAGCAAGAAAACUGAGAUGCAGAACCGUGAAAGGGUUGAACAUCUUGUAGCUGAAUUACUUGAACUAAAAUCACAGAUUGAUUAUAAGGAGCAAGAAUGUGAAGGCAGGCUGCUGGUGUUGGAGAAGAAGUUGCAAAUUGUAGAGACAAAUGCUAUAGCAGCUAAUGAUUCUUGGAACAAAUUCAAGGAGGUAUUUGAGAGCGAGGUUUGUGAUGCAAAGGCUGUUGCAACUCAAAAAACAAUUGAGGCUUCCCACCUUCUAUCUAGGAUAGAGGAGGCUCAAGAAACCAUGAAAGAUGCAGAUGACAUGGUAAAUGCAUUGUUGGAAGCAAAUGUCACUGCAAAGCGUGACAUAGAAAGGCUUCAACAGAUUGAAGCCACAUUGAAGUAUGAGAAGAGUUGUCUCAUGGAUGAAGUUCAGGUUCUGCAGUCUUCUCUUGAUACAAAAAAUCAUGAAUAUCAGUGUAUGGAGACUGCAUUUGAGAAGAGUCUCAUGGAAUCAAGAAGUUUUGUGCUUGUUCUGGAGGACACAUUAAGGCAUCUGCAGGCUUCUGUUGCAGAGAACUUCAAAUGUAUAACCUGUAACAUUGACUGGAUGAAAUUACAACUUCACCAUUAUGUAGAGCUAGCUCAAAAGUGGCUAGAAGACAUUUGUUUGGAGAUCAUCGGAAAAGAUUGUGCUGUUUCGGUGCUACAUCUUUGUCAUAUGGGAAUCUUGUUGGAGAGGUUAACUGGGCUGAAUGCUGAGAAUUGUUUCCUUUCUCGUGGAUUGUGUGAAUCAAAUUCAGUAAUUGCUGAUCUCCGAGAACAUAAUGUUAGGGCAAAGAAAGAACUUGAAAUAUGUAGCAUCCUCAAGGGAAAGUUGCUGGUUGACAUCAACAAUAGUUUUAAUCGAAUCACAAAUAAAGAAGCUGAAACAAUGGAGUUCAGAGCCAGACUAAACACUUUUGAGAAGAAGAUUCUAAAUCUACAGUAUCAAGAAGAGUCCAUGUUGGCUCGCUCAAAUUCUAUGGGAGGUGAACUGGCUAUGUUAACGAAAGAGUUGGAUUUGAACAAUAGAAGUGCUUUAGCAGCAGUAUCUCUUAAUGAGAAAGUUCUGAGAGAAAAUGAAGAUAUCCAUAGACAGCUGGAGGAGAAGUCCAGAUUGCUCAAUGAUGUCAAUGCUACUCAUGAUAAGCUCUGGAACUCGGUCUGUGAAGAUUUAGAUCUUCUUGUUAACAACUGCCAUCCUUCAUCACAAAUCACGUCAUGUAAUUCGAUAGCCAGUGCUAUGAAGUCAGUGAAAGAAGCUGAACUUAAUAAUGUCAUUUGCUCCCAGACAGAGUCUUUGGCCAUCAAGAUAUUUGCAAAAGAUUUUGAGCUUCUUGUGUUGGAAUCAGAGCUUGAACAGAGAACUUUCGAAUGCCAGCGUAUGACUUCACAAAUAGAUCAUCUAGAAAACCACAUUUUUUUUUCUGAAAGAGUUAUUGAGAAAGCAAUGGAGGAAAUGAUUAUUCAUAAGAUCGAUGGUGAACUGAAAGGUAGUGAGAUAAAAUCUUUGCUUUUGGAAAAUGAAGUACUUAAUGUUAGUUUGACUCAGUUGAAGGAAGAAAAUUCCCGAAAAAGCUAUGAUUUAGAGAAGGCGAAGGCAGAGCUCACAUCUUCUACUUCUAAGGUGAUUGUAACAGAGCAGGAAAAUCAUUCUUUAAAAGAUACAGUUUCUUCCUUGUUAGCUUGCAUGACCAGUCUACAAGCUGAUAUUGACAUGAAAAAUGAAAAGUUAGAGUAUCUCGAGUGUUCUUAUUCUGACCUUCUAAAGGAGCUUGAUUUGAAAAGCCAGGCCAUUAUCAUUCAGACAGAGAGGACAAAUGCUUUGAAAUCAGAGUAUAAUUCUUUAGAAAAUGAAGUAGUUUCUUUAAAGAGAAAGGAAGAUGACGCUUUCUCACUGCUUAACAUCAACCUAAAGCAUUGUUUUGAUUCAGUUCAAUCAAUGGCUAUACUCAUAGAGAAAAUGUUUCACAUCCCAUAUGCCCGUUUUGUUCUUAUGACAGAAACAAUUUAUCACAAGGUUUGUGAGCAAAAAGAGUUGGCAACGGAGUUUGUCGACAAGAUGCAUUUCUUGGAGUUGGCUGCUAGCGAAUUACUAUCUAAAAACCAGUCUCUGAACUAUGAGUUGAUACGAAAAGAUGAAGCAUCAAAAGGUCUACUAUAUGAUCUGAGCUUACUCCAGGAGUCAGCAUCUAUUGCAAUGGACCAGAAGGAUGAACUUGAUGAGUUGACUGCCAGAGUAGAAUGUUUAGAAGAUGAACUUGAAAGAAAGUCAUGUGAGCUUAAGGAGGCUUUAGAGGAUAAAUCCUUGCUUGAAGCAGAUUUGUUAAAAACAAACGAGAAGUUAUCUGAUCUUGAGUUGGUGCUUGCAGACAAAAAUAAUUCAUCCAACUUGGUUUUGGUUGAAAACCAAAAGCUGAAAGAAGAUAUGGAAGACAUCUUAGAAGCAAAUGUUAUGGUUGAGGAAGAGUUGCAUGAGAAAAUUAUUGUCUCAAAAAGAUUAGAAGAGGAGCUAGUUGAAAUGGGGAAAUUGCUUGGGCAAAGGAAUAAUUUUAUUGAAGAUUUGCAGAGUGAAAUGACCAAACUUGCAGAUGAAAGGGAGGACCUGGCUUUGAAGGUACUUGUCUUGAAGGAGCAGUUGGAAAUGGCUCACGCUUUGGCUGAAGAAAAUGAAGCUAUUGCUACCGAAGCUCGUCAGUUAGCUGAGGGACGAAAGGCCUAUGCAGAAGAAAAAGAAGAGGAGGUUAGGCUACUGGAGAGGUCUGUAGAGGAGCUUGAAUUCACUGUGAAUACUAUGGAAAGCAAGGUGGAGAUUGUCAAAGAGGAGGCUGAAAGGCAACGCCUACAAAGAGAAGAAAUGGAAGUGGAACUUCAAGUGUUGAGACAUCAGCUUUUGACAGUACCUAGCUCUGCUCACAUCCAUAAUAUGUUAGAAGAUCGAGAUACUGAAUUUUCCAGGCAACUGAAAGCGAAGGCCACUGAGCUACAAGAAGCCCAGAGGAGUAUAAAAGAUCUCCAUGAACAAGUGGCUGAUAAGGAUAUGGAGAUAAGCCAGUGUAAAGCCCAUAUCUCCGAGCUAAAUUUGCAUGCUGAAGCACAAGCAAGAGAAUACAAACAAAAGUUUAAGCAAUUGGAGGCCAUGGCACAAGAAGUCAGGGCUGACACUACAUCUUCAAAUGCUACAAGUGUAACAUCAACGAAAUCAGAAAAAACUGCUGCUAAGUCCAGAGGGUCUGGUUCCCCAUUUAAAUGCAUCGGGUUGGGACUAGGACAACAAAUCAACUCGGAGAAAGAUGAAGAACUAUCAGCAGCAAGACGUCAGAUAGAAGAACUUGAAGGACUUGUCACUUGCAAACAGAAAGAGUUAUUCAUGUUGAACGCUCGUCUGGCUGCGGCAGAGAGCAUGACUCAUGAUGUGAUUCGAGAUUUGCUUGGAGUGAAGUUGGAUAUGGCAAAUUAUGCAUCAUUGCUAGACAACCCACAAAUACAGAGGAUGAAGGAACCAGAGCAAUGUGAUUAUCAAGAGCCCCAGCAUAAGGACAAGGAGGUGCUCAAUCUGAAAAGGCAACUUAAUCAAUUCAUCCAAGAGCGCCAAAGCUGGCUGGAUGAGAUUAACGAAAGGCAAGCAGAACUUGCUUCUUUACGAAAUACACUGGAGAAGCUGCGACAAAGAGAGAGGAUGUUAACAACUGAAAAUGAAAUGUUGAAGGUGGAUAAUUCAAAGCACAAGAAGAUGAUUGUGGAACUUGAACAUGAAAUAGACAAACUAUCUAAGCAGCAGAAUCUUCAGCAACGUAUUCAUCACCAUGCUAAAACAAAGGAAGAAAACAGUUUGCUGAGGAUUCAAAAUGAUGAGCUAGAUGCCAGGUUGCAGCAAUCUGAGGCAUUGCUUUUACGUGUAAAAGAAGAGCUUGCUCGUUAUCGAGCUGCUGGUGGGAAGAAACCAUCUGUUGACUUUGAUGAAGAGGAGCAGCUCAAGAGGAGAUUAGAAGACAGUGAACAGGAAAGACUCCAUUUGGGUCAAAAGCUAUUGGGUUUAUGUACUAGUAUUUUGGAGGUUGCUGGGUUCACACAACAAGUGUCCUCUCCAAGCCUGUUAACAGCGCAAGAGGCACUUGAUCAGCUCAAGAACCGCAUUAAUUCAUUGGAAAUUCAAAUAGAAGAUCUCAAAUUAAAGUGCAAGAUAUAUUGUGAAAAGAUUAGAUUGGGUGAACUAAAACAAGAAUGCUUGCCACCUGAUUUGAGAGUAUCACCAAUGAACAUGUUCCAAUCUCCAGAACCUCAAAAUAAAUGUACUUUAGAGAAUGAAGAUUGAUUAAUCUUCAGUUUUAGUUUUUAUCAAUGAGCUAAAUGAGUUUUGGAGGCUUAAUGCUUUAUCCCUCCCAUGAUCAAGAGGAUGUAAGGUGUAUAGUUUGUUUGGCCAAUUAAUUGCAAUAUAUUUGUUAAUUCUUUUUUAAUAUAUAAUUUUCUUGUAAAUUAAGUCUUACACUGCAAUUAACUAU
Messenger RNA from Dioscorea cayenensis subsp. rotundata (Guinea yam), 9254 nucleotides. RefSeq names its product kinesin-like protein KIN-12F. NCBI's taxonomy places the organism in Eukaryota, Viridiplantae, Streptophyta, Magnoliopsida, Dioscoreales, Dioscoreaceae. Bases 110 to 9067 code for a protein of 2985 amino acids. Gene Ontology annotation, biological process: microtubule-based movement. Gene Ontology annotation, molecular function: microtubule binding; microtubule motor activity; ATP binding. The record is from RefSeq and is a predicted model, not a curated record. The transcript is spliced from 37 exons.